Molecule: messenger RNA, 1405 nt
Organism: Juglans microcarpa x Juglans regia
Lineage: Eukaryota; Viridiplantae; Streptophyta; Magnoliopsida; Fagales; Juglandaceae
Product: tetratricopeptide repeat protein 1
Exons: 5
Coding region: 268-1098 (276 amino acids)
Molecular function (GO): protein binding
Source: RefSeq, a predicted model, not a curated record
AAGCCCAUAUGACCCAGCUCAAAGCCUCAAAACACUUCUAGGAUCUUCUUCCUUCGGUCCCUUCAUUCGCACGAACCAGCAGAACCUCCAAGAUUCCACCUCUGUCUUCCUCUCCUAUGCCCAUGGUAGUAGACGUGUAACACUGAAUCUCGCUUCCCUCUCAAAAUCGCGUUUGAUCAUCCAUAUCUUCUUUUCAGCUUUUGAUCCGAGCAGACGCCAAUCGCAACAAAUUAGGUUGGGUGUAUUUACUUCAGUGUAUUGCCGAAAAUGGUGGUGAUAGAAGUGGAAGAGACCAACAACGUCAAUCCACCAAAAUCGAAAUCAAAAUCGAGAUCAACAUCCACUUCGGCGAGUGCCAACAGGGACGCCUCCGAUGGCUUCGAGACCGCCAGCGAUGCCGAACUUCCCAGCGACGGCGACGACGAAGACUACAACAAUGAUGGAGGAGGAGCAAGGGAUAUUGGAGAGCAACAACAGCCACAAGGGGAGCUAGAAGACCAGAAAGUUGCUCCACAAGUCCAAUCCGAAGGCACACUGAACGACGACGAACGGAAACAGCAGAAAGCCUUAGCGCAAGCAAAUGAUUCGAAAUUGCAAGGAAAUAAACUGUUUGGAAAUGGGCAGUAUGAGGAAGCAUUAUUACAAUAUGAACUUGCUUUACAAUUCGUGCCAGCCAUGUCCUCCUCUGUGGAAUUAUGUUCCAUAUGCCAUGCAAAUCGUGCAGUGUGUUUUCUGAAACUGGGAAAAUAUGAUGAAACAAUCAAGGAAUGCACAAAAGCAUUAGAACUAAAUCCUACGUAUAUGAAAGCAUUGAUUAGGAGAGGAGAGGCUUAUGAAAAGCUUGAACGCUUUGAGGAGGCUAUUGUUGAUUUGAAAAAAAUCUUGGAAUUGGAUCCUUCAAAUGACCAAGCUAGGAAAACCAUACACCGCUUGGAGCCAUUGGCUGAAGAAAAGCGAGAAAAGAUGAAGGAAGAGAUGAUUGGGAAGCUGAAAGAAAUGGGCAACUCUUUAUUGGGUCGAUUUGGGAUGAGUGUUGACAACUUCAAAGCUGUCAAAGAUCCAAACUCCGGUUCCUAUUCCAUUUCGUUCCAACGUUGAGUCUUAAUUGAUUUGGUCAACAUCAACCGCGUUAGUGUAAUGGAAGCAGUCAUCUGAAUGGGGAUGGGGGGCACUACUUCAUUUGCAGGUUCCAACCAUUAUUACAAGUGAAGUGCAGUGCAGUGCAGUGCAGCGCAGCGUUGAUUAAAGUUAUAGAAUAUAAGUAGUAGUUUUGUUUCCUCCAUAAGAGAUUGAAGUGAUGUGGUCUUUUUAGUUUACUUUUGGUGUCUAUGGGUCGUAAGUUUAUACUUAUUAGUGAUUCUCGUUCAACUUCUUUAUUGCUGAUGGUCUCUGCAUCUCCAGUUUU